This is a messenger RNA of Cyclopterus lumpus (lumpfish), 2088 nucleotides long. RefSeq names its product RNA-binding protein Nova-1-like. Lineage: Eukaryota; Metazoa; Chordata; Actinopteri; Perciformes; Cyclopteridae. The transcript is spliced from 5 exons. The record is from RefSeq and is a predicted model, not a curated record. Gene Ontology annotation, cellular component: nucleus; cytoplasm. Bases 123 to 1679 code for a protein of 518 amino acids. Gene Ontology annotation, biological process: mRNA splicing, via spliceosome; regulation of alternative mRNA splicing, via spliceosome. Gene Ontology annotation, molecular function: mRNA binding.
CACCAAGGACUCCCAUCUGUACGGCUAUAAGCUGCGUACGAAUAAUAUAUAAUAAUACAAAUAAAAACAAACGGGGGAUUUAAACGCAAACGCAGCUCAAGCAUCCAAGAGCGAGCUCGAAAAUGAUGGCCGGCGGAGCAGUACAGCAAAACGGGAUUUUCUCAAAUCCUCACCAUCACAACCAACCACCGCACAUGGAGUCCGAUCCCCCGGACUCGCGCAAAAGACCCCUGGAGACUCCGACGGAGGCCAGCAGCACCAAACGCACAAACACAGGAGUGGCCUUCCUGCAGCCCCUAUUUGAAACUGAAGGCAAUGUAUUCCCUCACCAAGACACUGAGACUCAUGAGGAAGGCGAGUACUUCCUGAAGGUUUUGAUUCCCAGCUAUGCGGCCGGCUCCAUCAUCGGCAAGGGAGGUCAGACCAUCGUCCAGCUGCAGAAAGAGACCGGAGCCACCAUCAAACUGUCCAAAUCCAAAGACUUCUACCCGGGAACGACAGAGCGCGUGUGUCUGAUCCAGGGCACGGUGGAGGCGCUGAACGGCGUCCACGACUUCAUCGCUGAGAAGGUGAGGGAGAUGCCUCAAAGCACCCAGAAGUCAGAGCCGGUCAGCAUCCUGCAGCCACAGACCACCGUCAACCCUGACCGAGUCAAACAGUCCAAGCUGAUCGUCCCCAACAGCACAGCAGGGCUGAUCAUCGGCAAAGGUGGUGCGACAGUCAAGGCGGUGAUGGAGCAGUCCGGGGCGUGGGUGCAGCUAUCCCAAAAGCCCGAGGGCAUCAACUUGCAGGAGCGUGUGGUCACCAUCAGCGGGGAGCCGGAGCAGAACCGCAAAGCCGUGGAGAUCAUUGUCCAGAAGAUCCAAGAAGACCCGCAGAGCUCCUCCUGCCUCAACAUCUCCUACUCCAACAUCACAGGGCCUGUCGCCAACUCCAACCCCACCGGCUCCCCAUACGCCAACUCGACCGAGGUCAUGCCGUCCGCGGCGGCUGCUGCGGCAGCCACGGCUUCCUCUCUGCUCGGCCAGGCAAGCCUGGCUGGGGUGGGGGCCUUCCCGACCGCUAUGUCCAGCUUCUCAGGCAACGACCUGCUGGCGAUCACCUCCGCCCUCAACACCCUGGCCAACUACGGCUACAACACCAACUCCCUGGGCCUAGGGCUGAAUCCCGCUGCAGCCUCAGGGGUGUUAGCCGCUGUAGCGGCCAAUGCUAACCCGGCAGCAGCCGCCGCGGCUAAUCUGUUAGCAUCCUACGCCAGUGAUGCAUCCACCAGCGUACCUCACCCAGCCAGUCUCGGAGGAUUCACCCUGGGAUCCCUAGCAGCCGCUACAGGGGUCACCAAUGGCUACUUAAGCGCUGCGUCGCCCCUUGUGGCGUCAUCUCUAAUGGCCUCAGAGAAGCUAGCAGAAGGAGCAAAGGAAGUGGUCGAGAUCGCCGUGCCGGAAAACCUGGUAGGAGCCAUCUUGGGGAAAGGAGGGAAGACGCUAGUGGAGUACCAGGAGCUGACUGGUGCCAGGAUCCAGAUCUCCAAGAAAGGCGAGUUCAUCCCUGGAACUCGGAACAGGAAGGUGACUAUCACGGGUUCCCAGGCCGCCACGCAGGCUGCACAGUACCUGAUCAGCCAGCGAAUCACCUAUGAGCAGGGGGUACGUGCCACCAACCCACAGAAGGUGGGCUAAACCAGACAGCCAAUGAGAAACAAGGAGGAAAAGAGGAAAAAAAUAAAAGAGUGGGGGCUUGGGGGAGGAGUAUAAAAAUAAGUGAGAAUGAGAAUGGAAAAAAGGAGAGGAGAGCAAGAAUGUCAGAAGGAAUCGUCCGCGCUGUUUUCUUCUGCGUGUUUUCAGUAUUCUCUAUUUAAAAAAAAAGAUAUUUUGACGCAAAGCAAAAAUGUGCUGAGAAGACGAGGAGGGAGAGGAGCGAGUUAUCACGCUGAAAAAACCAAGAAAAAAAUUGUGUAACAUGUAAAUAAGGUUUUUAUUACUUAAUGUCUUGACCAUUUCGGAAUUUUUUUAUUGUUUGGUUUCAUUGUUUGGUUUAGUAAAUUAAGCUGUCUGUUUGUUCGUUUGUGUAUUGUGUGGACAAAGCUGA